This is a messenger RNA of Diaporthe amygdali, 2856 nucleotides long. RefSeq lists its product as uncharacterized. Gene Ontology annotation, biological process: glycoprotein catabolic process; carbohydrate metabolic process. Bases 1 to 2856 code for a protein of 951 amino acids. The transcript has 3 exons. Lineage: Eukaryota; Fungi; Ascomycota; Sordariomycetes; Diaporthales; Diaporthaceae. Gene Ontology annotation, molecular function: beta-mannosidase activity. The record is from RefSeq and is a predicted model, not a curated record.
AUGUAUGCUCUCAGUAACGGCCGAGAAGCUGUGAUCUUCGGGUCCACGAUAUCAAUGAUCAUAACGACGGCUUUUGGUAGCAACACAAUCGACCUCUCAUCACAAGAGUGGACUCUCUCCAACCGGGACUAUAACAUCUCCGUUGCGGGCAAAGUCCCAUCGCACGUACACCUCGAUCUUCUCGCCGCUCAGGUCAUUGGCGACCCAUACUUUGGUUUGAACGACUUCAAUCUUCGCUGGGUGGCAUGGGCGGAUUGGAACUAUACGACUACGAUCCCGAGUCCCCAACUUGACGACCCCACGGAAAGCAACACCACCACAUACUUGCUUUUCAACGGUCUAGACACCAUCACCAAUAUCUGGCUAUGUGGUCAAAAGGUUGCGAGCACAGAUAAUCAGUUUCGACAAUAUUAUUUCGACGCAUCCCCCAUACUUCGAUCCUGCCCGAAUGGGAAUGCUCCAGAGCUCUUGAUCCAAUUCCUUAGUGCCCCAGCAACUGCAGCCUACCUUUCCUCGCAACCAGGAGCUGAGACUUGGCCCUGGGGAGUCGAGGGCCUGUUCGAAUUCCCCCAUCGUCCAUUUAUCCGUAAGGAACAGUCUGACUUCGGAUGGGACUGGGGUCCUGCAUUCGCACCAGCGGGAAUAUGGCAGAAGGCCUGGAUUAUCCAACUACAGGGGGAGGACCUGAGCGUGAGAAAUUCCAUCUUUGAUUUAUAUCGCGUGGGCCAGCUGCCCUAUCUUCAGCCAGACCAAGGAGCAGACUGGAUCCUAAAUGCCAGUAUUGACGUGCUCGGGACGGUGCCAGAAGGGGCAAUGUUGAAAUAUUCCGUCUUUGACGUAGCGACAAAUGAGACAGUGGGCAGUGGAGAAUUAACGAAUGUCACCAACGCGGGAGAUGUCAUCACUGGUCAGGCCAUCUUAGGUAGCAGCGACUACAAGCUCUGGUGGCCGUCUGGUCUGGGUGAACAGAACCUGUAUAAUAUUGGCGUUGAAAUCAUCUCUCCCUCAGGAACGAAGCUGGCGACUGUCGUCAAGCGUACCGGCUUUAGGACCAUCGUUCUAAACUUGAGCGAGGUCACACAAGCUCAGCUUGCCCAGGGAAUUGCGCCGGGAAACAAUUGGCACUUUGAAGUCAAUGGCCAUGAGUUCUACGCCAAGGGAAGCAACUUCAUUCCACCAGACGCUUUCUGGCCACGAGUCACACCGCAGAGAAUCCAGCAACUUUUCUCAUCAGUCAUUUCAGCGAACCAGAACAUGCUUCGAGUUUGGGCAAGCGGUGCAUAUUCACCAGAUUUCAUGUAUGACCUUGCCGAUGAGAUGGGAAUCCUACUAUGGAGCGAAUUUGAGUUCGGAGACGCUCUCUACCCCGUGAAACCUGCUUUCCUCGAGAAUUCAAGACGAGAAGCUGUCUAUCAAGUUCGAAGAAUCAACCACCAUCCGUCUCUUGCCCUUUGGGCGGGGGGUAACGAGCUCGAGAACCUUGAACUGCACGAGGUGUUUGAGGCAGCACCGGAGGAAUACGAUCGCUACCUGCACGAAUAUGAGACACUUUUCCUAGAAACUCUCCUUCCGGCAGUGUAUGGAAACUCGAGGAGUAUCACGUAUAUACCUUCGAGUACAACUAAUGGGUACCUCUCUCUCAACUUUAGCAGGCCUAUCCCGAUUAUACAGCGGUACGACAACGUUACACCAGGAAGCAUAUACGGUGACACCGACCACUACAACUACCAUGCAGAUAUGGCCUUCAACAUAACAACGUAUCCGCAAGGUCGCUUUGCCAAUGAAUUUGGUUUCCAUAGUAUGCCGUCUAUGGAGUCCUGGCUCCCUGUCCUUCCAGAAGAGGAGCUUCAUUUCAACUCAUCCACGAUUCAACUCCGCAACCAUCACUACCCCUCUGGCGGCCUCAAUACAUCAAAUUUUGCCAACAGCACAAAGGGAAUGGGCGAGAUGACUAUUGCAGCAGAAUUGUACUAUCCUGUCCCAAAUAAGACAUCUCCACAGGCGAACUUCUCGAGUUGGAUCCAUACUACACAAAUAUUCCAGGCAGAUUAUUAUAAAAGCCAAAUCCAGUUCUAUCGCGCCGGAAGUGGACGACCUGAAAGGCAGUUGGGUAGUUUAUAUUGGCAGCUCGAAGAUAUAUGGCAGGCGCCGACUUGGGCCGGCGUUGAGUACGACGGUAGAUGGAAGGUCCUUCAUUACAUCGUCAAGGACAUCUUCAAGAAUGUUGUAGUCACACCGGUGUGGAAUGUGAGCAGUGGAAUUCUGACCGUUUAUGCUGUCAGUGAUCUCUGGUCGGAGGUGCAAGGGAGUGUGAGCAUGGCAUGGUUGAAUUGGGCGGGGGAGGAGGCCAAUAUCUCUGGAGGACACGCGAUGGGCACAACGGACUUUGUUGUGAAGCCGCUCAACAGUACUAUCCUGGCAACUAUUGAUGCCGGUGGGAUGUUUAGAAGUGGUAUCAACGACGAUAAGGAUGCCGUACUCGUUGUUAAUCUCACGGCCACUGGGACACUUCCCAAUACCAACGCCACCAAGACUUUCACUCACGCGAAUUACUGGACGCCAACUCCUCUCGCUGGCGCGGCACUUAGAGAUCCGGGUUUGAAAGUCAGCUAUAACAGCGAAACCGAUCAGUUCACCGUCACUGCAGUGAGCGGCAAUAGCGCGUGGACUUGGCUUGCUUUGGACCCUGACGAUUCCCCAAACACAAUCAUUGCUUUCGAUGAUAAUGGGUUCUUCUUGCGACGAGGGGACACCAAGACAGUUGGGUACGAGAUCAUUGGCGGCAGCCAACCAUCUGCUGGUUGGCCGGGAAGAGUGACUGUACAAAGUAUUUGGAACAAUACCUUGGCGGACUAG